AUGCUUAAGUACAGCUACUGCUCCCCUGCCCUCUGCUACACCCUAAUCCAAGUGACCACCAUCACGCCUGGAUUACCAGGACAGCUUUCCAAGGAGCUCAAGUCUCCUCUCAUUCCCGCCCUGGUCCCUUCUCCACAGAGCAGCUUGAAUGAUUUGUCUACCAUGAAAAUUAGCAACGGGGUCUUGAAUUCCACCCCGUGGCUCGUCCGUGGAGUAGGUUCCAGCCCGCAGAGGUUUACAGUCACUAGGGAAAUUGCCCGCUUCCUCGAAGGGGUUUCUCGGCGGCCCAUAACGAGCCGGGUUCGCCGUCGCAGGCACCUCCAGGAGCGAGCGGCGGGCGCCGACGGGAGCUGUCAGCGCGGCCCGGCGUGCACCGCCUGCACCGCGGCCAUGGGCGGCUCGGCCUCCAGCCUGCUGGACGAGGGCAAGUGCAGCUACAUCCGAGGUACGCGCGCGGGGGGCUUUCCGGGAGCGCCGCGCCCGCCGGGGGCCUGCACAGCUGCACGGAUCUGGCCCCAGAGGGCACGUGGAGAGCGGGUGCCCGCCGCGCCCCCCGCCUUCCACCUGCGGCGAGCUACCUGCGGGCGCCGGGACCUCGGGGGCCGGGACGCGUCGCGCGGCUGGCUGUCUCCCUGCGCCGCUGGGACCGCACGCCCAGGCUCGGGCGAGGCCGCUCUUGGGACCCGGACGGGGACGGGGGCGGAGGUGCGUGGUCAGCCCGCCCGCCCGCUAUGCUCUGGGAAGUGCUGCGGCGCGGAUGCGGGAGGCAGGUGCACGCCGCGGGGUGGGGGGCGCGACCUCGUUUCCCCCGCUCAGCCCGCCUUGGGGUCUGUUCAGGCCCGGAUCCAGAAAACACCUCGCUCUCCCUUAAGUUCUGAGCUCUUCCUGAGCUUGCCUCAAAAGACGGGCGCGGGGAUAUCCCUUGUUUGUGGAGACUUCCCGGGGGAUUCCCGGCCUAUAAAACAGAAUUUCCCUCCUGGUAACGUUGGCCUGGUUUUGCAAAAGGAGGAAUCUUCAAGACUGUGGAAAACAAGCUGCUUUUGGCUGAGAGGGAAAACUGAGGCUACUAUCAAAAACUUCAGUCCCUACUAUAGUCGCCAGUACUCUGUGGCUUUCUGCAAUCAUGUACGCAGUGAAGUAGAACAGCAAAGAGAUUUAACCUCACAGUUUUUGAAGACCAAGCCGCCAUUGGAGCCUGGAACUGUUCUAUAUGAAGCAGAGCUAUCCCAGUUUGCUGAAGACAUAAAGAAAUGGAAGGAGCGGUACAUUGUGGUUAAAAAUGAUUUUGCUGUGGAGAGCUAUGAGAACAAAGAGGCCUAUCAGAAAGGAGCGACUCCUAAAAGCCGAAUUCUUCCAGCUGGGGGCAAGGUGUUAACCUCAGAAGAUGAAUAUAAUUUGUUAUCUGAUCGGUUCUUCCCCGACCCUAUUGCCUCCAGUGAGAAGGACAACACCCAGCCUUUCGUGGUCUUGCCCAAGGAAUUCCCAGUGUACCUGUGGCAGCCGUUCCUCAGACAUGGCUACUUCUGCUUCCAUGAGGCUGCGGACCAGAAGAAGUUCAGCGCUGUCCUCAGUGACUGCAUCAGACAUCUGAAUCACGAUUACAUGAAGCAGACGACGUUUGAAGCCCAAGCGUUUCUGGAAGCUGUCCAGUUCUUCCGUCAGGAGAAGGGACACUAUGGCUCAUGGGAAAUGAUCACUGGGGAUGAAGUCCAGAUCCUGAGUAACCUGGUGAUGGAGGACCUCCUGCCAACCCUUCAGACGGACCUUCUGCCGAAAAUGAAGGGGAAGAAGAAUGACAGAAAGAGGGCCUGGCUCGGCCUUCUUGAGGAAGCCUACAACCUGGUUCGACACCAAGUUUCAGAAGGAUUAAGUGCCUUGAAGGAGGAGUGCCGUGCUCUGACGAAGGGCCUGGAGGGGACCAUCCGUUCAGACAUGGAUCAGAUCGUGAACUCAAAAAACUUUUUAAUUGGAAAGAUCAAAGCCAUGGUGGCCCAGCCCGCAGAAAGAAGCUGUGCAGAGAAUGUGCAACCGUUCUUGGCGUCCAUUCUGGAGGAGCUCAUGGGGCCAGUGAGUUCAGGAUUCAGUGAAGUGCGCUCACUCUUUGAAAAAGAAGUGGAUGAACUUAGCCAGAAUUUUCAGACCACCAAAGACAGCGCCCAGCUUAAGGAGCAUCUAGACCAGCUCAUGAAUCUUCCACUGGAUUCCAUGAAGAUGGAACCUUGUUACAGUAAAGUCAACCUGCUCCAGGAGCGUUUGCAGGAUCUCAAGAGCCGCUUCCGAUUCCCCCACGUGGACCUGGUGGUCCAGAGGACACAGAACCACAUGCAGGAGCUGAUGGAGAACGCGGUGUUCACCUUCCAGCAGCUGCUUUCCCCACACCUCCAGGGAGAGGCCGCCAAAACUGCAGUCGCCAUCGAGAAGGUUAAGCUCCGAGUCUUAAAGCAAUAUGAUUAUGACAGCAGCACCAUCCGGAAGACGAUAUUUCAAGAGGCACUGGUUCAAAUCACACUUCCCACCGUGCAGAAGGCACUGGCAUCCACGUGCAAACCAGAGCUCCAGAAAUUCGAGCAGUUCAUUUUUGCAGAUCACACCAAUAUGAUUCAUGUGGAAAAUGUCUAUGAGGAGAUUUUACAUCAGAGCCUCCUUGAUGAAACUCUGAAAGUGAUAAAGGAAGCUGCUCUCCUGAAGAAACACAACUUAUUUGAAGACAACAUGGCCUUGCCCAGUGAAAGUGUGUCCAGCUUAACUGAUCUAAAAACCCCCUCAGGGUCAAACCAGGCCAGCCCUGCCAGGAGAGCCUCGGCCAUUCUGCCAGGAGUUUCACAGAGCGAGACACUGAGUAACGAAGUGUUCCAAGAGUCAGGGGAGAAGAAGCAGCCUGGGGUCCCUAGUCCGUUGGCCAAAGGAGAAAGUCUGUCCUUCCCUGUCCCCACCCCUCCCCCAGAUGGCACCAGACAGGGGACUCCAAGUACGGAUGACCCUGUUGUGGCUCUUGUGACUACAGAGGACACGGCAGGAGCCCUGGGCACAUCCUCGUCAGAGCUGGAGUUUGGAGGGUCUCCUGAGGACGGAGAACCCACCCACAAAAAGCCAGAAGCCAGCUCUGACUUGGGCUCCUUAAAGGAGCUCAGAAAUUUGUUGACGGUGACCAUUGAAGUGCCAGUGGAAUCGGCCACCCUCGAGAUUGAGAAUGCUUCCCAUGAAGAGACCCGUGCUCCCCCAGAAAUUGAAAAAUUAGAGGAAACAACCCAGAUCGACACGGAGGCCGAUCAAGCAGCUGCCUCCAGUCAAGACAGCUGUGAAGGGAGCGAAAUCAGUGAGAGGGAGGCCCAUUAUCCCCCUCCGGAGGCGGAGGCAGAGGCUGGCAGGGUGGAGUUGGGAGGGUUGCUGGGGGCUCAGUUGGCCUGUGAAGGGCUCACUGAGGGCGCCAGCAGCACAGGCCCCCCAGAGCCGCAAGCAGAGGCCAGGGAGCCCACUGAGAGGGAGCUCACAGCGGGGGCUUCCAGACCGGAUGCCCAGGAAGGAGAAGGGGUCAAGGCCAUGGUGGAGGGUGAGGCCAGGCCACAAGAAGGUUGCAUUUCCAGUGCUCACCACACCUGCCUCCAUGAGAGCCAGGGUUCAGCGGAAGAAGCCCUGGGAGGGACCAGCAGCCUGGCCCAGACUACCGCUGCCGGUGCGGAUACAGAGAAGGUUAAGCCUGCUGGUGUUCACGAGUGCCAGUGGGUAGUGGAGAAUGCUCCAAACUUUGAUCUGCUCGGUUCACAAGAGGCGGGGGAGAGUACCCUAGGGCAGGCCUCCGAAGAGUGAAAGGGACAAUUUGGCAUAAGUAUUUCUUUGCACAAACUCAGCCAAAGGUUAAUAGGUAUGGGUAUGCUUAGGGGUUGCACACAAGCUGUUACCGAAAAAAAAAAAAUUUAAGUACUUCCUUAACAUGUGUAAUGAAACCAGAGGAAGUGCACACGGGCCAUGCACACUGAGGCAGACCUUUGUGAACUGAACUGCUCUACAGU
This is a messenger RNA of Enhydra lutris kenyoni (northern sea otter), 4010 nucleotides long. It is a transcript of the gene NIBAN1, whose product is annotated as family with sequence similarity 129 member A. Bases 1 to 3807 code for a protein of 1268 amino acids. The transcript has 17 exons. NCBI's taxonomy places the organism in Eukaryota, Metazoa, Chordata, Mammalia, Carnivora, Mustelidae. The record is from RefSeq and is a predicted model, not a curated record.